Dothidotthia symphoricarpi CBS 119687 is the source of this 799-nucleotide messenger RNA. RefSeq lists its product as uncharacterized. Bases 94 to 648 code for a protein of 184 amino acids. NCBI's taxonomy places the organism in Eukaryota, Fungi, Ascomycota, Dothideomycetes, Pleosporales, Dothidotthiaceae. The record is from RefSeq and is a predicted model, not a curated record. The transcript has a single exon.
CUCCGACCACUCACAUCUUCACAUCCCUACAUCUCUACACCCCCUGUCCAUACCCCCAUACCAUUUUAAACCCUCCAAGCUGCAGAACUGCGCAUGUCUCGCAUCUCGCGCAGGUCUUGCAACUUGCGCAGGUCUUGCAUCUCGCGCAGGUCUUGCAUCUCGCGCAAGGUCUCGUAUCUCACGCAAGAUCCGCAACUCACGCAAGAUCCGCAACUCACGCAAGAUCCGCAACUCACGCAAGAUCCGCAACUCACGCAAGAUCCGCAACUCACGCAAGAUCCGCAACUCACGCAAGAUCCGCAACUCACGCAAGAUACCUAUAUAGCACUAGAUCAACUUAAUUCAACCCAACCCAACAUUCCAUCCCCAUCUUCCAUCCGCAAAGGAACACGACGGGGAAAGAAAAACGAAGACAAAGCUGGGACACAGCCAUCGAUUUGCGUUCUAGGACAGGGAAGGUGUUUACUCGCUUGCUACCAUAACAUGCUCGAUAUACAAUGCGUUACCGUCCGCAUUGGUACAUUCAGCAGCCAGGUCGUCAAGAGACGGUUGAUCAGCUCUCUGUUACUAUUACUGUGUACUCUUACUGAUGCUUCCUGUGUGCAAAGGGGGCUGGGUAGUAGCUUCUACAUUGAGUUACUGUACUAGAUUUUUUACUGUGUUGCGUCUAUCUGCUUGUACUACAAGUGUGAAUACGCUAUAACCCCGAAAGAAAAAAUGAUACAAUGCGUUGCAGAGAAGGGUGUUUUGUUAUGCACGGGAUGCCAAAUGGUGAAGAAGACAAAAUUGGAGAUUAAAG